Molecule: messenger RNA, 1445 nt
Organism: Esox lucius (northern pike)
Lineage: Eukaryota; Metazoa; Chordata; Actinopteri; Esociformes; Esocidae
Product: zona pellucida sperm-binding protein 4
Exons: 8
Coding region: 55-1326 (423 amino acids)
Biological process (GO): binding of sperm to zona pellucida; prevention of polyspermy
Cellular component (GO): egg coat
Molecular function (GO): structural constituent of egg coat; acrosin binding
Source: RefSeq, a predicted model, not a curated record
ACAGUUAACUGGACUACCUGGACUGUGGAUUCAGUUCAAUAUUGUUCUUUGAUAAUGGUGUGUUUAGGCAGGUUUGUAGUGCUGGCUGUGUUUGUGUGGUUUACCCAUGCAAAGACAUUGGCAAGGCCUCUGCAGGCCCGUUGGAAUUCGCAGGAGCUGCCUUGGGCUGCUAAAUCUCAAAUGCCUGAAAACAUGCACCAGUGGUGGCCUCAACAGGUAACCCAGACUACAAAAGCGGCAUCAACUCAGGAAUGCGAAGUAGCGGACCAAGAUCGAAUUACUUGUGGAGCCCCUGAUAUCACCCAUCCCCAGUGUGAAGUGAUAAACUGCUGCUUUGAUGGGCGUCGGUGCUACUAUGGGAAAGCAGUCACAGUGCAGUGUACCAGAGAUGGUCAGUUUGUGGUAGUGGUGGCUAGGGAUGCCACUCAGCCCAACCUGGACCUAGAUUCAAUCAGUCUGAUUCAGGGGCAUGACUCCACCUGUAAGCCUGUUGGCAGCACCACAGCAUUCGCUAUCUACCAGUUCCCUGUCACUGCCUGUGGAAGCAUGUUUACGGAGGAAACUGAUUUUGUUGUCUAUGAGAACAGCAUGACUUCUUCUUAUGAAGUUGGAAUUGGACCUCGAGGCUCAAUCACUAGAGACAGCCAUUUUGAGCUGCUGCUCCAGUGCAAGUACUCUGCAACUGCAGUGGAGGCCCUGGUUGUUGAGGUGAACACUGUUCCUCCACCUGCUCCAGUUGCUGUUCCUGGACCACUGCGAGUGGAGCUUAGGCUGGCUAACGGCCAGUGUUACCACAAGGGUUGUGUAGAAGAAGUGGAAGCCUAUAGCUCAUAUUACAAUGAGGUAGACUAUCCUGUUGUAAAGGUCCUGAAGGACCCAGUGUAUGCUGAGGUUCACAUCCUGGGGCGGACGGAUUCUAACCUGGUCCUAGUUCUGGAGCACUGCUGGGCUACGUCCUCCUCCAGUCCUCUCAGCCUGCCAAAGUGGGACCUCCUCAUUGAUGGGUGUCCAUACAGGGAUGACCGUUUCAUGACUAACCUGAUCCCUGUGGAUGGCUCUCCUGACCUGGAGUUCCCAACCCAUUACAGUCGGUUCAUGGUCAAGAUGUUCACCUUUGUCGAUGAUGAUACCUUGUCUCCCCUGAAUGACAGGGUUUUCCUUCAUUGUAGCACAAAUGUCUGCCACUCAACUAGCACCUACUCAUGCCAAAAGCACUGCAAAAGACAAAGGAGGGAUGUAGCUGCUGUCGAGUCUGUGGAUGGGGAGGGAACUGUGGUGUCCAGUGGGGAGCUGAUUCUAAUCCAACCAUAUCCACUCGAAGUCUAAAGGAAAUUAUUCUGGUCCUCCCCUUCAGAUGGACAUGAAGGAUUAACUUGAUACAUAUUGUCUUGUACUCCACUAGCUUUUUAAAUAAAAUACUUGAUUCACUCCAGGUUGUUAAAUGA